This is a messenger RNA of Epinephelus moara (kelp grouper), 6430 nucleotides long. It is a transcript of the gene dis3l2, whose product is annotated as DIS3 like 3'-5' exoribonuclease 2. Lineage: Eukaryota; Metazoa; Chordata; Actinopteri; Perciformes; Serranidae. Gene Ontology annotation, cellular component: exosome (RNase complex); P-body. Gene Ontology annotation, biological process: miRNA catabolic process. The transcript has 21 exons. The coding region runs from base 138 to 3311 and encodes 1057 amino acids. The record is from RefSeq and is a predicted model, not a curated record. Gene Ontology annotation, molecular function: 3'-5'-RNA exonuclease activity; RNA binding.
AAAUGUAUCAUGACUGUACCCAUUCGUGACGACAGGGGAAGUGAAAGUGGUAUCAGUUAGCAUCUUGCUCUGAACGGCAGCUAAGUUACAUAACUUACACGCAGUGAACAAGAGACAGCAUUUUUAAGGAUUGCCAUAUGGAUUCCCCUCGGCAAUCGAAAAACCUGAGUCGAGAGCCAAAGCGCAGCCAGAAUCAGUCGAGCACUCCUCCUCAGAAAGAUGCCUAUGCCAGGCUCCUCAGCCAGCACAGCAGCAGUAAGUUCAGUCAGUAUCUAGAGCAAUAUGCAAGGGACACAGCAUUUCAAAGGGAAGCAAAUGGGCCAAACAUGCUGCUGAAAGCCCAGAGUGACAGGCAGAACAUACCACAGAGAAAAAGGGACCAGGUGCCCUAUGAUUUCUCAGAUUCGAGCGACUUCUCCCCGUCUUCCAUGAAAAGCAGAGAGGAGAGUUCACUGUCUUUAUACAUGGAGAAAAUAAGCACCCGCGGUGCUCAGCAGGACUGUGAAAGGAAGCAGGGUGUGUCUGACAGACAGCGAUGGGGACAGAGGAGGGACACAGCCACCAGCCAAGAUGGAGACGUCGAAUCUGGUGAGGAACUCAGCUCUUUCAAACCCAAUGACUCAAAGAAACACCAGAAGCAGCAGAAGAAAAACAAGGACUCUAACAGAGAUGUCGCCUCAAAAGAGACUAACUCACUUGUUGGACGCCCCCAGUCCCCGAAGAAAGCCGGCACAAGUGGACAGGAGCAAGAGAAGAUGAAGAAGGCGAAGAAGAAAAACCUGCCAAAGUACCCAGAAGAGGAGAGAAGCAGAGAAGGGGCAUUAAAAUCUGGGGUUGACACUCAGAUGUCAAGGCCCAAAUCCCCUCAUGGUAAAGACAAAACACUGCAGCAGCCCAGAGCUCCAAGUGCCAAUUCUCCUGCUGACAAGAGCAAGAUCAAAGGAGGCAGAGGAUCAAAGAAACAAGUGUUUGAAUCCUACAUGACAUUUGAAGAGGUUUCCCAGGGCCUUAAAAGAGGAGAACUCAUUCAGGGGCCGUUGCGAAUCAACCCAAAGAAAUACCAUGAAGCUUUCGUCCCAUCUCCUGAUGACACACGGGAUAUAUUCCUGGAUGGGAUCGUAGCUCGUAACAGAGCACUGAAUGCAGACAUAGUGGUGGUGCAGAUUCUUCCUCGGGAGCAGUGGAAGGUUGUGAGGUCAGAUACUGACUGUGAGGGCGCCAGUGAGUCGGAGACUCAGAAAGAAAACAUGGCACGAACAGCGCAGAAGAAGAUGGAGCGCACGCCCAGGCCUGAUGUUAUUGUGGAGGACCAGUGCAGUGACCAGGAUGAACUCGUCCGCAAAGUGCAGAAUGUCUCCCUCGCUGACACAGAGUCUCUGGAAGACCCCUCGACCCCACGGCCCAGUGAGGAAAUACUCCAGAAGACAGCUAAGGUGGUGUACAUAGUCGAAAAGAAACACUCCAGAGCUGUGACAGGCUUCCUGAAAUUCCUGCCAGAUAAGCCUUUUGCCAUGUUCUCCCCUGUGGACCACCGUGUGCCACGGAUUAACGUCCUCCUCGCUGACUGUCCCGAAGACUUUCGUUCCCGCCCGGGCGACUACGCCAACACCUUGUUCAUAUGUCGCAUCACCAACUGGGCAGCCGACAGCAACUUUGCAGAAGGUAAACUUGCGAAGACGCUGGGCCAGGCUGGAGAAAUCGAGCCGGAGACAGAGGGAAUCCUGAUAGAGUACGACGUCGACUUCUCUGAGUUCUCAGACGAGGUGUUAGACUGCCUCCCCAAGAACCUGCCCUGGACCAUUCCACCUGAGGAGAUGAAGAAGAGGAAGGACCUGAGGCAGGAGUGUAUCUUCACCAUCGACCCUGCUACUGCCAGAGACCUGGACGAUGCUCUGUCCUGUAAACAACUCCCUGAUGGUAACUUUGAGGUGGGAGUCCACAUUGCUGAUGUGAGUUAUUUUGUGGAAGAGGACAACGCUCUGGAUGCCGUCGCCAGCCAAAGAGCAACUAGUGUGUACAUGGUUCAAAAGGUGAUCCCCAUGUUGCCGAGGCUGCUGUGUGAGGAGCUCUGCAGUCUGAAUCCUCUCAUCGACAGACUGACUUUCUCUGUCAUCUGGAAAAUCACACCCGAGGGGAAGAUCCUGAGCGAGUGGUUCGGCCGCUCAGUCAUCCGUUCCUGCGUGAAGCUGAGUUACGACCACGCUCAGAGCAUGAUCGAGGCCCCUGAAAAGAUGUUCUCCGCUGAGGAGCUGCCACCUACGGACCCCGAGCACCCCAUCGAUGAGAUCCAUCAGGCUGUGCUCAACCUGCACUCCAUUGCCAAGAACCUCCGGGCUCAACGCUUCUCAGGAGGAGCCCUCAGACUGGACCAGCUGAAACUGUCUUUCACCCUGGACAAAGACACCAUGAUGCCUCAAGGCUGCUACGUCUACCAGUACAGAGACAGUAACAAGUUGGUGGAGGAGUUCAUGUUACUGGCCAACAUUGCCACAGCCAACCACAUCUACCGCAAAUUCCCCGACCUCGCCCUGCUGAGACGCCACCCUCCACCCAAGGCCAAACUGGUGGAUGAGCUGCAGGAGCUUUGCGACCAGUUGGGAAUUGACAUAGAUCUCUCCUCUGCAGGAGCGCUGCACAAGAGUCUCAAUACUACUCUGGGUGAUGAUGAGUACACCACUGCCAGAAAAGAAGUCCUCACCCACAUGUGCUCCAGACCCAUGCAGAUGGCGAUAUACUUCUGCACCGGUGUACUUAAGGAUGAGCACGCAUUUAAGCACUACGCCCUCAACGUUCCUCUCUACACUCACUUCACAUCUCCCAUCAGACGCUACGCCGACAUCAUUGUCCACCGGCUGCUGGCGUCUUCACUGAAGUGUGGGCCUCAUUUGGGGCUGUCAACAGACGAAGUCGAAAAACAGGCAAAACACUGUAAUGAGAAGAAGACGGUGUCCAAGAGAGUCCAGGAGCUGAGUUCUGAGCUCUUCUUUGGAGUCUUUGUAAAGGAAUGUGGCCCUCUGGACUCUGAGGCCAUGGUGAUGGGGGUGCUGGAUCAGUCCUUUGAUGUGCUGGUUCUCCGCUACGGAGUGCAGAAACGCAUCUACUGCAAGUCUGUUGUGGGCCUGGACUCAUUCCACCAUCGUAAGGUGGGGAAGAAAUCAGAGCUGACUCUCAUCUGGACAGCAGAGGACCAAGAAAAAGCUCCGGUAGAGCAGGUAAUUUCCAUCUUUACGUUAGUGGAGGUUCAGCUCAAAGCGGAUGGAGCACCCAUGAAAUACAGUGCAGUGCUCAAGAGGCCCGAGGAGAGUGAAUAAUGAACACUUAAACGUGCCAUAGAGCACACAGACAUGUGUAUGGAAAUUUGGAAUUGCACAUUUUCUUUUGUUGAUUGGUAGAAAUGUAAUUUAGAAGCAGUGUUACUGUGAUAAGCAGGGGAGUUACUCAUCAGGUCAGGGUCACAUUUCAAUUUGAAUCCCAAAUAUUUCAGUUUCAUUCUCAACUUAAAGGCCCAUUCCAGUGUUUUUCAUGUUAGCCCACUCACCCGCACAUGUACAUGACUGCUGCCCAUUUUCCAAGGUAUAUUAUAAUGUUUAAUAUUUUUUAAUAUGCUGAGAAAAGGACUUUUCUUCCAGCAUUUCUGUGGUUUCCAUUCAUCUCUGUAAGACGUGGAAAUUCACAUUUAUAGACCUGCCUGAUGGGCAAGUUUACUUUCUUUCCACAGAAAUUAAUAGAAACUAGAAGGGCGCUUAGAGUGCACAGACUUGCACUAAGGCCAAAUUUCCCUAUCUCUUAAUGUUAAAGGGAAUGUUCGGAUUUUUUUGAAGUGAGGCUGUAUGUAAGGUUAGCAGCAAAACAUAUUUUAGUCACUUAAAAAAUAUAUAUAUCAGUCUAAGUGGAGGCUGCAUUGAGAAUAUUUUCACCAUUAUACCAUGCCGUCAGAUAGCCUGUCCUUUGGCACUACAUUUUCUCAACCGUAGACCUUCCAUAUUCCUACACAUAAGCACAGCAAUGCCGCUCACUGCCGCAGGUCAGCUGUCGGGGUCAGAAAGUGCUGUCGCGUGAUCCGACUGAAACAAAACUUCACUUUUUAAAAAAGAUUUAAAACAUGGUUUUCCGCACUGUUCAAACAAAGAAAUGAAAACAGCUGUGCCUAGUUACACUGAAUAUAGACAUCAGUACUCCACCUACAAGACUGAGACAACUCAGUGUUUGCAUCGAAAGUUUCUCUGGAUGAUUAUGUAAAACCACUGCCAAAUAAGCAAGAGAGAUGCUCGCUGAAGAGCACUGCUAUACCCAACCAUCAGGUGAAAUAUGCUUAAUACCCACAGAUAAAUAAAACGACUUGCCAAACAACUAGUGAGGUGUGAAGCGCUGGCAUCUUCUGAUUCGGACUGAUCCUGAAGUUGUGUUGUAACCAAGUUCGACUCAUGGCAGCAGUAGCUCUCUGGGUCGGUGAUCAGGGGUUCACAGAAGUUCACAGUUAGCGUGUGCUCUUCCUUGGCCAGUUUUCACAAAAGUUUCCGGUCUCCUGUAGACUCCACAGUGAAUGGCAUUUUGUCGUCACUGUCAGCAUUACCCAUUAUUUACAUUUUCUUGUGUUUGUUGCCUCUUCAAUAAACUGUUGAAAGUCUGACCCAAACAGCUGACGUGCGGCGUAAUAAAGUGCAUGGCACAAUUGUGCUAAUGUGUAGGAAUAUGUAAGUUCUACGUUUGAGAAUAUACAGUGGCAAAGGACAGGGCUGUCUGAUGGCAAAGUAAAGUGGUGAAAAUAUUCUGAAUAUAGCGUCCACUUACUCUGACGUUUGAUUUUUUUUAAUUUUUUUUUUUUAAGUAGGCCUUUUUCAAAGUUCUGCUGCUGCCCCCAUCCACAGCAGUACAUUGCUGAGCUUCUGUAGUGGUACUCCUGUCUGCUUCUCCAAACAGGGAGCGUGUGAAUACACUGCCUUUGGAUAAGUAAAUCAUACAACCCCACUUUCAAAAAAUCUGAACUAUCCCUUUAAGGAAAGUGCUUCGGAUCCAUUUUGAAAUUAAACGGGUUCUUCCGACACCCUUUCACUAAGUUUCAUGAAAGUUGGGACGGUAUUUUUUCUGUUAUCCUCUGUUAUCCAAACCUUGGCAUAGGUAAUAAUGGCCGUCAUCAAAAGUAGAAGAAAUUUAAAAAAAAAAAUCUAAUAUGGUAUGCUCUGGAAAAUGGUUAAAUGUGUGACAUGUAUGAUUUGUAGUGAGUGGUUUAAAACAUGUAAACCCUGAUGCUUUAAUUUAAGCUUCAAUGAUCUCACUAAUGGGGACAGUAUUUAAUGUAAACAGUGAAUGGAUUUCAAAUUGAAUUGUGACCCUGGUCUGACAGUGACAAAACCAAGGCAGCAGUUAUAUUUUGCUGUUGAUUUAUUGGCCUUUAUGAGGACAGUUUCGAUGUGAUAUAACUGUUGUGCACAGUCUAAUAUGUGAAAGCUGAUUAUCCGUUUAAUAUCAAUGACCGCCUUCUCGAUUCUAGAUUGAGGAUAUUUGUGUUUGCAAAGCAAUAUAGAAUAACACACUACUGAAGUUUACUAGUUGGGCUGGCUGUGGUGGCUGUAAUAGAACGUGUGGCCUCAGUGAAGCUACUUGGAUCAGACAGUAAAAAUGUAGCAGUAAUAGUACGAUAAAAACUUAAAUUAUAUUAGAUUCAUAAAACAGGUUUAUUAGUGUUUCAUAGGAACAACAUAACAGCUACCACAGGACACCCUGGUGUUUUUACAUUGUCGUAUGUAUUUAUAGUGUUUUAUACAGGAAGUUUUCAGACUCCUCUGGGUCAUGAAGUACAGCUCAUAGGACGUUUCAUUUGAUUUAAUUUCCUAAAACAGGGUCUCGUAGAUCUGACAUAUUGUUCUAGUCCAAACUGAGGCACAUUUUCUGUAUUUACUGACGGGCCAAAGCUUAAUAACUUAUCAUCUCUCUGUUGUUUUUAAUACAAAACAUGGGAAUGACUUGAAUGUGAAUUGCUGCUGAAAGAGGUUGGUGGCCUUGAGAUCUUAAUGAAUUUUAUGUUGGCUCUUGUGCUUUGGAGUGCUUCCAACUGUUUGUGUUAUUUUUUUAUGCUCAGACUUGAUUUGUGCAGCCCAAAUACUUUAUGGACCUCAUUAAUAUCAACUGUGAAUUUCAGCCUUAAUUUAAUCAAGUGAAGAUAAAACAAAAUUUUAGUGGAGCUGCACAUUUUAAAAUGAUUGUGGGCCUCUCUUUUGGUUUUAACCAAGGUCUAGUCCACACGUACACGGGUAUUUUGUGAAACCUGGUUUUCUAUAUGCGUUUUGGCCUUUUGUCCACAUGGAAACAGAAAUUUUGGUCGCUGAAAACAGACCUUUUGUACAGGCCCAGGUGCACUAAACUGACAUUUAAAGAAAAGAUGACUCCUGCACUCACUUUUACUCUGCUUCAUUUAUUCGUCAACGUUUCG